Ostreococcus tauri is the source of this 1905-nucleotide messenger RNA. RefSeq names its product Serine/threonine-protein kinase, active site. Gene Ontology annotation, biological process: protein phosphorylation. Gene Ontology annotation, molecular function: ATP binding; protein kinase activity. Lineage: Eukaryota; Viridiplantae; Chlorophyta; Mamiellophyceae; Mamiellales; Bathycoccaceae. The record is from RefSeq and is a predicted model, not a curated record. The transcript has a single exon. Bases 1 to 1905 code for a protein of 634 amino acids.
AUGGAGGCGGGCGCGCGGCGCGGCGCGGACGCGGCGUCGACGCGCGCGUGGGUCGGGCGUCGAUGGGCGCGGCGCGGGGGGGGUACUAGGGGGGGAGUGGCGGCGUCGCGGGGGGGGGGGGUGGCGGCGUCGGAGGUGGUUGACGUGGAUGAGGGGGGGAUCGCGCGGGCGCUUCGCGCGCGCGGGUUGACGCUCGGCGAACGCGUCGAUCAGGGCGCGUUCGCGGUGGUGUACAAGGCGACGAGCGUGGGGGGUGGGGAUGGAGACGAUGCGUGGCGGGGUGGGGCUGGGACGGUGCACGCGGUGAAGGUUUUGAGCGCCGCGGCGAACACGGUGAGCACGCGGCGAGACUUUGAGCGCGAGGCCAAGCUGUUGACGAGGGUGAGUCAUCCGGGGAUCGUCAAGGCGCACUUUUACGACGACAGCCCACAACCGUACAUGGUGACGGAAUUUUGUACGAGCGGUAACCUGUGGAACGCGCUGAGAGCGAAAGAAAUCAAGGCGAGCCGUUUCGACGGCGGCGAGGUCGCGAUGAUACCCGACGACAUGCCUCUGCUCGAUUUUCCCACCCUUGUGAGGGACAUCGCGGACGCCCUGACGUAUCUCCACACCGCUGGAUUUGCGCACAGAGACAUAAAGACGUCGAACAUUUUACUCACGUGGUCGGAUGAGCUAGGUCGCAUACAGGCAAAGUUGUGCGAUUUUGGAAGCGCGGCUCCGGUGAGCAAAAUGCCGCGACGGCCAAAACGAGGAACGAUCGAGCGCGCGCUCGGGCUGGGUAAAGGAUGGCAGCCGGUCGGGACAAUGCUCUGGAUGGCACCCGAGAUGCUCAGUCCACCGAUGGUCGGCGAAGAUCUGGCGGGUUUCGGAGGUGAUAAAUCAGACGUGUACGCGCUCGGCGUCGUGAUGUGGGAGUGUUUGGAGUGGCGAAUCCCCUGGAUGAACGAAGGCUCGCCCACGCGGGCGCGAAUCAUCGAGGAGGUCGUCGACAACGGUUCGCGUCUCAUCCCAAAAGAAACCACGUCGAUUGCUUUAAAAGCGCUGUUGAAGUUGAUGUUCGAAACUAUCCCGGCGGAUCGUCCAUCAGCAGCUCGAGUUUCGCAGACGUUGGAGAGCAUGAUGCGUCGGUGGGACUCGACUGGUUCGUUCGACCACGUGUGUCGCCUCGCUAGUACGCGCGGUCGAGAGGUUGCGGCAUUGCUCGAAGGGUCCUCAGUUGAAAAAGACACGCAAAACGUCAUCGAAGAGGAGGCUCGCGCCGUCGCGGGCGACGCAGAGAAAGCCAAGCCGGAAUCGGCCUCGGAGUCGUCUACCGAGUCGUCGUCCGAGUCAUUGGCGGAGUCAUCAGACGCCUGGCCUGCGAUGCUGGCAGAAUCAGCUAGCUUCGUGCAAAAGGAGGCUGAGGUCGAUAAAGUCGUGGUCGCUGAUGCAAAUGCACCCACGUCGAGCGAAAGAGACAGAAAAGCGGGUGAGCUACUCUUGACGCGAACCGAGGAGAAUAGAAUCAGACUAACGGAUAUCGAUCCCGAGUCUUGGCUGGGCGAACCGGGGACACUCGACGCGGACAUGUUGGGCAAAAACGUAGUCAACAUGAUUUUCCCGCAUAUAUUGAACGCGGAGUAUACGCCGGAAAUGGCGGAGUCGAUGGUUGCCGAUAUCGAGGCGUUGCAGGAGCUCACAAAGAAGUUCAACGAUCUGAAGCGAAGAUCUAGGACCGAUCCAUUCGCCGCUUUGGCCGUCGAUGCGAAGGGACGGGAAGUGAAGAGGAUGACGAAGAAAAUAGAGCGCACGGAGGUGGAGGCUCAGCUUGCUGCGUGGGAUAAAGUCAGAACGAUCCUUCGCGAAGAGCUUAAACGGUCGGAUGACGAGAUCUCGUCAUGGCGGAAGGAGCUUCGUCGUCUGUGA